Molecule: messenger RNA, 1560 nt
Organism: Colletotrichum graminicola M1.001
Lineage: Eukaryota; Fungi; Ascomycota; Sordariomycetes; Glomerellales; Glomerellaceae
Exons: 3
Coding region: 1-1560 (519 amino acids)
Source: RefSeq, a predicted model, not a curated record
AUGGAGGCCACCACAACUUGGUCAAUGUUGAGGCAACGGAGGAGAAGAGCAGAGCCGAAAUUCCCUGGUAGACCACGUCACAACUUGACCCGCAGACAAGAACCAGCAGCACCAUCCGAGGAAGAGGGUGAGGAAGCAGACGGUGAACAGGAGGCCGGUGAAGAGGAAGAGGAGGAGGAGGAGGAGGAGGAUGAAGAGAAGGAGAAAGAUGAAGAGAAAGAGGAGGAUGAAGUGGAGAAGGAUGAUGAAGAAAAAAAAGAAGACAAAUCCGAAAGCAGCGAAUCCGAAAGCGAGUCAGAUUCCGACUCUGAGUCCAGCGCAUCUUCAGAAAGCGAUUCCGACUCAGCAGUACCUGGCAAAGCAGACUCAAGCGACUCGGAUCAAGAAGAUUCUCUUCCACCGCCCGCAGCUGAAGGAUCGUUGCCAGAACGCCAAACUGACGACAAUGCCCUUCCUCCCCCAAGAGGCUUCAUCACGCUCGUACCGUCACCUCCUCAGACGACGCCACCCCCGCAACCUCCUCGAGUUACGUCAACACGACCUACUCAAUCACCAUCUGCCACGACGCCAUCAAGCCAAUCUCCUCCUGCCAGCCAGGCUCCUUCGCCUUCAUCUCCGCCGUCUUCUGCACCUCCGACAAUGACAAUGCCCGCCGAGACCCCCGGAGCAAACCAACCUCCCCCCGCCGUCGGAAAUGCCGCGUCUGGAACCCCUCAAUCUAGCCUUAUUAUGCCGUCCAACUCACAGAUGAAGGCGACGGCCACGCCGAUCUCCGCCACAGCGUCGGCGGGUACGAACCGCAGUUUCGCCAUCGGGAUCGCCUUCGGCGUCGUUGCCAUAAUCGCGCUCAUCAUUGGAGCCGUAGUCUUCUUCCUCAAGCGCCAGAAGAGAAAGAAGAAGGUGAACGCCGUGGCUGCCAACAUGAGCCGGAAUGCCGGAGGCGGCGGUAACGCCUUCUUCCAGAGCGGGCCGGCCGCCGCCGCCGCCACCGCCGGUCAACCCGCGCGCAACACGCGCGAAUGGGAGAAGGCCAUCGUCGCCACCUACAGGCAAACUCAGAUCGCGAAUCGCACGACGAAGGAGAUGGAGGAACAGAUGAUGUCGCAGUACAAUGCGGACAGGAGCAGGAAUCCCGCGCAACCCGACCGGCCGCCCACGGCGGGCACGGUGGUCACGAUCCCGACGUUUCCGGCACCACCCGUCUCCAACUUCAACACCGGCUACGCCGUCACACGCGACGCCAAUACUGACAGCUUUUACGACGAUAAGUCCAUCCACGAGCCCGCCAUGCCCGAGCCCUUGAGGCUUAGCGGAUCACCACCACGUCGGCCAGGUUCCAUGGCGGCACCGUACCCCGUCUCGGGCUACGACCAGGGCUCUUACCGAGAGUCCAUCAACAUCGGGUACCAGCCAUACAACUCGGGUCCCUUCUAUCAGCCGACUCCUGGUCGCUACAGUUCGGGCGUCUCUUAUCAACCGCAGCCCGGUGGUCUACCGAGAGCGGAGAGGGGGCCGGACGGGCGCUUCUCCCCAGAGAUAGGCUACGCCAGAGGGUAUUAG